AUGAAGUUUGAGUUGAGUUGGGUUGGGUUGGGAUGGGAUGGCGGUGGGGUGAUGGGGAUUGGUGAAGGGGCUUGUGCUAAAUUAGGGGAUGUUUUAAAGGCAAAAGACAUCCAUGAUGAUGCCAUCAAAUAUGGGUUUGGUUCCGAUUUGCUUCUUGGGAAUGCGAUGAUUGAUAUAUAUGGGAAAUGCAAGUACAUUGAUGAUGCGAAGAUAGUUUUUGAUGAUUUGAGAGUGAAGGAUGUGCCUAGAUAUCCACCGUCAGCCUUUCCUAAUGUGAACCUUGCCCUUCUAAGUAUUUCCUCGAUUACUGCACCACUUCCUCAUCUCUGGGUGCCUAGAUAUCCACCGCCAGGCUUUUCUCAUGUGAACCUUGCCCUUCUAAGAUAUUCAAUUGUGGACAUUGUUGAUCACGGUUUAUACGAGCAUGGUCAUCCAAAAGAAGCAAUAAACUUUUAUGCGGAAUUCAGAAAUAGUGGAAAAGUUAGUCCCGAUAAGUUGGCUUUUCUGUCUGUUGUCAAGGCUUGUGCUAAAUUAGGGGAUGUUUUAAAGGCAAAAGACAUCCAUGAUGAUGCCAUCAAAUAUGGGUUUGGUUCCGAUUUGCUUCUUGGGAAUGCGAUGAUUGAUAUAUAUGGGAAAUGCAAGUACAUUGAUGAUGCGAAGAUAGUUUUUGAUGAUUUGAGAGUGAAGGAUGUGAUUUCUGGGACAUCAUUAUGCUCAUGUUAUGUCAAUUGUGGGCUCCCGGGAGAUGCUCUUUGGGCAAUUCGUGCAAUGUGUCUGAGUGGAACAAUGCCUAAUGCUAUGACUUUAUCUUAUAUACUUCCUGCUUGUUCAGUUUUGAAGUGUUUGAAUUUGGGUAGAGAGGUUCAUGGUUUUGGUAUUAAGAAUUGUAUGGAAGAUAACAUGUUUGUGAAUAGUGCACUGGUUGAUAUGUAUGCUAGUUGUUCAAGUAUCAAGCAAGCUGAGCAGGUGUUUCAUAACAUGCCCCAGCAUGAUAUGGUGUCAUGGAAUGUGAUGAUAUCAGCAUAUUUCUCAAAUGGAAAAUGUGAGGAUGCACUUAUUAUUUUUGAUCAGAUGCUAAGUCGAGGGGUAAAGUUGAAUUAUGAUUCCUGGAAUGCUGUUAUAUGUGGAUUUAUGGAUAAUGGACAAACACAACAAGCACUGGAGUUAUUAAGCAGAAUGCAGCAAUUAGGAUUCAAACCAAACCAAAUCACUAUUAUAGUAAACUGA
This is a messenger RNA of Fraxinus pennsylvanica, 1227 nucleotides long. The record is from the annotation of a GenBank genome assembly. Lineage: Eukaryota; Viridiplantae; Streptophyta; Magnoliopsida; Lamiales; Oleaceae.